Molecule: messenger RNA, 2818 nt
Organism: Homarus americanus (American lobster)
Lineage: Eukaryota; Metazoa; Arthropoda; Malacostraca; Decapoda; Nephropidae
Exons: 5
Coding region: 415-897 (160 amino acids)
Source: RefSeq, a predicted model, not a curated record
AACUGUCUUUAGAAACUGGACCAUACCAAGUACCUAACUUACCCUUAGGCCAUACUACCAUUCCUUAUGUUUCUGUUCAUUUGUAUAUCAUACGUGGACCUGAUCAGAAAAAAAGUUGUUCAAUAAUACAUUAAGAGCUGGUGGUGGGCGUCACGACAGGCUGACUUAACUCUGAAUAUUUUCAAACAGACUGAACGGAGCUUAGUCAGCUUAGUCAUGUUUGGAAGUGAAGUUUGAAAAUACGUACAGAUUCUCGUUCUCGUUAAACCGAGGCAGCAAAGUAACUGAACCGCAUCACGAUGAAGACGUGUAUGUAACAGUCGGUAUAUAUAAGGCUGAAUCAAUGACCAAAGACCAGUACAUUAGGGGCAGCUAAUAGAGCCACAUGACAGUGUCCGGGAGAAGAAUCAGGAGAUGAAGACUCACCCAAAUCUGAAGAGUUUGGUGAAUGGUGUACAGACUGCUGAAGAGAUGGAGAACAUGAUUGGCACAGCAUUGUCUUAUCAAGACAUGUUUGAUCACAGAACCUCACCCUGGGAGAUGCACAAAUGGGAGCAGGAGGACCUACAAAAACUCAAGAUUGAUCUUGAAAAAGUAGAUCGUCUGUAUCACAUAAAAUUUCAAGAUGAUGAAGUGGAGCAGCGCGACUAUGAGCUUGUAGCACGUGUGGAAUUUGCACCCAAGACCUGGAUGUUCAUUGAACUUGUGGCUGGCUGUGACUACACUGGAUUUGAUUGUAGAGGUGGAGGUGAAAUUUAUGUGAGCUUUGAUGCACAAGUGUUCCUGAAAUCUGUACUUAAUCGGGAUUAUUCCAUUCACCGGAUCUGGCAGUCAAUGGUGGAAGAUGAUUAUGAAGUUGGGAAGAAGCAUGUAGUUGAAGAAAUUUUUGUAUGGUAAAUGGCCUUCUGGUACUUGCAGUAAAGGAUGCCAUCUUCAAAGGUACAGUAUCAUAAUUGACUGAUGGCUGUUUUUGGUAUAUGGAUAAUAGGAAUGGUCAGUACUGUAAUUAGAAUGUAGUUUCAUUAUCCGUGCUGUACAAUUUUAUAAGGAGAGAAGGGAGAUCACCGCAUGAACAACUUCUUGCCUUAAUUAACUUGAGAUUCAAGAUAGCAUAUAGUUUCCCUUUAAGCAGUGAGUGGAGAACUGUAUGAAGGCCUUGAUAUGACUAAACCUUUUCAUUUAGGAGGAUGCUGUUUUAUAAUGAUAUGAAGAUAGUAUGAACAGAUGAUAGGAAUAUUCUGCAUGAUACACAAAGAUACAGUAUACCUGUACUGCAAGAGAGAUAUGAUUGGAUUUUGCUUUUUUCCAUCUUUUCCCAAUUAAUGUUUCUGGCUAUUGCCCUUAAGCCAGACAAUAUUUGUACUAACUAUAGGGCUACUUUCUAGGGGUUUUAUAUCAUCACACAGCCUCUCAUGAUGUGAAAGUUGACUGGUAAUCUAUUUGGAUAUACCAACACCCUUCUUUCAUGAAGGGCAUUCACACACUUAGAUGGUCCAACCCUCAUAAUACCUCUCAAAAGUGAGAUGCUACCUCAUUUGGAGUACUGUCACUCCAUCUGGUCCCAAGGAUAUGCGAGAGACUCAGUUAAUUGAAAAUCUUGAGAGGAGGCCCAGCAGACAGGUGCCCUCUCUACAGCACCUCCGUUGCCUAGAGAUGUUGGAAUGCCUGCAGUUGCUUAGCUUGUACACUAGUCGGGCAAGGGGUAACUAAAUUGAAGUCUAUAAACACUUCUGAGGACUUCACUCAAUCGAGUGUUCACACUCAGAGCUGGCAGAUGCCCAGUUCACUAGAGGUCACAGCUUAAGGUUGAAGUCACAAGUUCAGAAAAUUUUCAGGGCAAACCCUUUUGGAGUGAAUUUUGUGAACUCGGAAUAAUCUGCCAGAAAGAGUUGUGAUGGCACCGAAUGUGAGCUCAUUCAAGACCAGAAUUGACCAACACUGAAGCAGGCACAGAUUCAUUCUGGAGCCAGUGCAUGCCAACAGUGCAUAAUAGAGAUGUGACUGACUGCCCUAGUAGCUAACAAGCUGACAAGUGGCACAGAGGAUAAAGUAAAGUAUCACACUGUACUGUACCCCAAAAGGAGACAAUGUAACUGCUGUCUUCUACAGGCUAAGAGGUCUUUAUUUGAGCUUGGACUAUUCAUCCAGCAUUAAAUAAUUUUAAGGUACUGUAUAUUGUCUUAUCUUGAUUUCUAGUUUAACCAUCAUUUUGAAUAUAUAGUUCUGAGCAUAUUGUCCAAGAAGGUGGUUGGAACAGACCAAUUCCUCCUGUACUGCUUUUAUUCUGUAGACACUAAGUUUUAACAUUUCCCUUAGAUUCUUCAGGGAUCGGUUAUCUAGAAUUACCACAGUUCUGGGUGUUAAUAAUAGUGAGAUGACUACCUACGGUAUAUUGGUUUGUACAUAUAAUUUUUCAUAGGGUAUUUUGACAUAUCACCCCUCUGUGUUUGCGUGGGUGUGCUAGAAGUGGCUGACUUUAGCACUAGAGUCUGUUGAUCUAUUCUAUUCUCUCAAACACCAUACUUUGGUCCAUACACUUUGCUGUAUUUGCAGUUUGUAGAUUUGUGUGGGUCAGGAUAACCCACACAAGCAUGGAAUUGGCAGUAAAUGACAACGAUGAUGAUGAGGUUGAGACUCUUCAAGUGUUUUGUAUUUGAUGAGCCAGUAUAUGAACACAGGAUAACCAUGAGCCAGCAGUGCUUGGGCUUUUUUUUUUAGGUAAGGUUAUGAGAGUUGCAUGGUUUAGUGUUGUAUCCAGAAAUGGAUUAUUCAUCUUAAUGUAUGUAUGUUUAUAUAUAUAUAUAUAUAUAUAUAUAUA